Molecule: messenger RNA, 2685 nt
Organism: Xenopus laevis (African clawed frog)
Lineage: Eukaryota; Metazoa; Chordata; Amphibia; Anura; Pipidae
Product: Fc receptor-like protein 5
Exons: 11
Coding region: 1-2685 (894 amino acids)
Source: RefSeq, a predicted model, not a curated record
AUGGUAAUGAGUGGGGUAGAGAUGGAGAGGUACAAAUUAACAGCAGCAACUAAGGGGGACACAGAGUUGAUCUCCAAUCCAGAAAUAAGAGUGAGCUCAGAUGUGAUCAUUGAAGGUUCUGAUCUGGCCAUAUCUUGUCAUUAUACUCCAAUGUCACCAGGAGAGAGUUCAGGCCUGCAGUUUGCAUUAUACAGAGAUGGAAUCAUCUUUAAGGAAUUUAGUUAUUCCAGUUACUGGUACAUUUCCAGGGCCCGGGCUGAGCAGUCAGGAGAUUAUACAUGUGCAGUUAGACUCUCAAAUGGACAAGAACGGAGAAGCUCUAGUGUCGAUAUUAAAAUACAAGAGCUCUUCUCACAGCCGGAAAUAAGAGUGAAUAUAAACCCAAUAACAGAAGGAGAUACCUUGUCCCUAACAUGUGACACACAGAGGAGCCAAUAUGGAAAUACCCAACUGGAGUUUUAUUUUAACAAAUGGACAAUUGGACUCCUACAGAGCAGGACUGGUCAACAAUUUAAGCCUGGGCAGUUCAGUCUCUCCAGUGAAUACCGAGUUCCAUCAGUUCAGCUGCAACACUCUGGGGAUUAUUCCUGUGCAGCAGCAACACCAGAUAACAGAGUUUAUAAACGGAGUUCUCCUAUAGCUAUCCAGAUAACUGAAUUGUUCUCUAAACCAGAACUGAGAGUGAGCUCCAACCCUAUUACAGAAGGCACAACCUUGACCCUGACAUGUGAUACAACUCCCAGUACAGUCAGCACUGAGGAACUGCAGUUUGCUUUCUACUGGGAUGGGCAGGAGGUGCAGGGGUUCAGCUCAUCCAAUCAGUAUCAAGUUGACUCAGUUCAGCUAAAGGAUUCUGGGAAUUAUAAUUGCAAAGUGCAACAUCCAGCUAAAAGUAUAAAUAAAACAAGUGAAGUGUCCUAUAUUCAGGUAGUAGAAUUGUUCUCUAAACCAGAACUCAGAGUGAGCUCCAACCCAUUUACAGAAGGCACAACCCUGACCCUGACAUGUGAUACAACUCCCAGUACAGUCAGCACUGAGGAACUGCAGUUUGCUUUCUACUGGGAUGGGCAGGAGGUGCAGGGGUUCAGCUCAUCCAAUCAGUAUCAAGUUGACUCAGUUCAGCUGGAGGAUUCUGGGAAUUAUAAUUGCAAAGUACAACAUCCAGCUAAAAGUAUAAUUAAAACAAGUAAAUUCUCUUAUAUUCAGAUAGUAGAGCUUUUCUCACGGCCGGUAAUAAAAGUGAAUAUAAACCCAAUAACAGAAGGAGAUACCUUGUCCCUAACAUGUGACACACAGAGGAGCCAAUAUAGAAAAAAUACCCAACUGAAGUUUCUUUUCUACAAGAAGUGGGGUAAUAUCCUGCAGCUCAGUCUCUCCAGUGAAUACCGAGUCCCAGCAGUUCAGCUGCAACACUCUGGGGAUUAUUCCUGUGCAGCAGCAACACCAAAUAACAGAGUUUAUAAACUGAGUUCUCCUAUAACUAUCCAGAUAACUGAAAUGUUCUCUAAACCAGAACUGAGAGUGAGCUCCAACCCUAUUACAGAAGGCACAACCCUGACCCUGACAUGUGAUACAACUCCCAUUACAGUCAGCACUGAGGAACUGCAGUUUGCUUUCUACUGGGAUGGGCAGGAGGUGCAGGGGUUCAGCUCAUCCAAUCAGUAUCAAGUUGACUCAGUUCAGAUGGAGGAUUCUGGGAAUUAUAAUUGCAAAGUACAACAUCCAGCUAAAAGUAUAUAUAAAACAAGUGAAUUGUCCUACAUCCAGGUAGUAGGAGGAGCAGUCAGACCUGUGGUUUCCUUAUCCCCCAACUGGGCCAACAUAUUAACUGGUGACCAGGUGACUCUGACAUGUGAUGUGGGAUCUACAGCAGGAACAACACCCUCAUAUUCCUGGUAUAAAGACAAUGAGAAGAUGAAUAAGUAUAUUCAGACUAAUGGACAAAUAAUAAUUAACUAUGCACAUGAGACACACAGUGGUAAUUACCAGUGCCAGACGGAUACCAGUGAGAGAAGUGAGUCUGUCAGACUGAAUGUUACUGAUGCUCCUCUCAUCCUGCAGGCACCUCCGUAUGUGUAUGAAGGAGACUCCCUGUCUAUGAGAUGUUACAGCAAGUCUGGGAGUGAUACAGUGUUUUAUAAGGACAAUAAUACAAUAAAGCCGAUGAAUGGUGAUCAUUUAUAUAUUCAUAAAGUCAAUGUGACUGUGACUGGUACAUACAGAUGUUCUAAAAGAAAGUUUAUUAGGCCAUCUACAUACCAUGAUCUCCAUCAGACUGAUGAAGAAUUCAUUUCUGUAAGAGAGUUGUUCUCCAGCCCAGAAAUAAAAGUGAGUCCAAGUCCCCUGGCAGAAGACAGUGACAUGAUCAUAACCUGUGAUACAGCCCUUCAUCCAUCCAGAAGAAGCACAAUGCUGGAAUUUGCCUUUUAUAAAGAUGGAAAUACUGUGCGCAAUUUCAGUUUAUCCAAAAGAUACAGAGUUUGCUCAAUUGGACCUGGAGACUUGGGAGAUUAUUCCUGCGCAGUGAGAACUGUUACUGGUUCUGUGCUUAAAAUGAGCAAUGUGACCCAAAUCCAGAUACAAGGUAAGUGUGGAAAUAAUGGAUUAAUAGUGUUCUCAGCAAUCUCCCCCUUUCUUGUAAUACAACUCAAUGUCAGUAAGGCACCAGUUUCUUGUUUUAUUUAG